Messenger RNA from Sardina pilchardus (European sardine), 1092 nucleotides. RefSeq names its product C-type mannose receptor 2-like. Bases 1 to 1092 code for a protein of 363 amino acids. The transcript is spliced from 5 exons. Lineage: Eukaryota; Metazoa; Chordata; Actinopteri; Clupeiformes; Clupeidae. The record is from RefSeq and is a predicted model, not a curated record.
AUGUUGCACCUGACGCUGCUCGGUCUCUCCUCCUCUGUGCCACGUCAGUUCCAUGUGGUGAAGGAGCAGAAGAGCUGGACAGAAGCUCAGCAGUACUGCAGAGAGAAGUUCACUGACCUCGCCACCAUAGACGACAUGACAGAGAUGGAGAAGGUGAACAGCAAGAUCCAUGAAGCAGGUGCUGGAGAUGCCUGGAUUGGGCUGAAGAGGGGAGACUGGCAGUGGUCUCUGGCUGACAGGGAUUUCUACAGAGAGAAUGAAGCAGAGUUCAGGAACUGGGCUACAGGCCAACCCAAUGGAGCUGUAGAGUGUGUGACUAUGUGGACGAAUGGGAAAUGGUUUGAUGACCCAUGUGGCUUAAUCCGUCCUUUCAUCUGCUAUGAUGGGGGAGACUCCACACAUCCCUAUGUGCUGGUUACUGUGAGGAAGAACAGGGCAGAUGCUCUGAGUUACUGCAGAGAGAAACACACAGACCUGGCCAGUGUGAGGAAUCAGGCAGAGAACGACCAGAUAGAGCAAAUGAGAGUAGCUGGGGUGCCUGGCUGGGGUGUCUGGAUCGGCCUGUUCAGAGCUGCCUGGUCAGAGUGGUCAGAUGGCAGCAGCUCCUCAUUCCGCUACUGGAACUCUGGAGAACCCAAUAAUGUGGGUGUGGCGUGCACUCAAAUGAUGCCCAGUGGUCAGUGGAAUGAUGAAGGCUGUGGCCAUCCUAGUCCCUUCAUCUGCUAUGAAGACGAGCUGGUUCUGGUCCGUGAGAAUAAGACCUGGAGAGAGGCGCUGCAGUACUGCCGAGAGCACCAUGUGGACCUGGUGUCUGUGACGUCUGAGCGGGUCCAGCGCUGGGUGAGUGAGCUGGCUAAAGGAGCCUCCACUCCUCACGUGUGGGUGGGCCUGCUCCACUCCUACGGUGUGGGCUGGUACUGGGUCUGUGGACAGACCGUCUGCUACAACAACUGGACCCAAGGGCACCAGCAGGUGGAGUCCUUCCAUCAAGGAGUCGGGGCAGUGGAGUCUGGAGGGGGGCAGUGGGUCAGCAACCUGACUAAGACUGACCAACUCAACUUCAUCUGCACCAAUGUGGAUGGUUGUGACUGA